Messenger RNA from Phaeoacremonium minimum UCRPA7, 981 nucleotides. RefSeq names its product putative gamma-tocopherol methyltransferase protein. Gene Ontology annotation, biological process: methylation. NCBI's taxonomy places the organism in Eukaryota, Fungi, Ascomycota, Sordariomycetes, Togniniales, Togniniaceae. Gene Ontology annotation, molecular function: S-adenosylmethionine-dependent methyltransferase activity. Bases 1 to 981 code for a protein of 326 amino acids. The transcript has 4 exons. The record is from RefSeq and is a predicted model, not a curated record.
AUGGCAGCUGCUGUCGAUGAGACUACUGAUCUCAGCAAGGAAUAUGACACCCCCAUGGGCCUUGCCCACACGACAAUGGCAGCUCUCAAGGACAGGAUAAAGCUACAUUAUGACCUUGCGAGCGAGUAUUACUUGAGCCUAUGGGGUACGCACAUCCACCAUGGGUAUUGGCCUACAGAAGAUUCAAAGGCAAAGGAGACAAAAGAAGUUGCCCAGAUCAACCUCAUACAGCUGCUCCUCGACACUUCCAAGAUUGGCGAGGGCAGCAAAGUUCUCGAUGUGGGCUGUGGAAUCGGUGGCACCUCGAGGUAUCUCGCCUCGACCCUAGGCUGCACCGUGACAGGCAUCACCAUCUCCUCGAAGCAGGUGGAGAUGGCAACUCGCCUGACCAAGGCCGACGCAGCCAAGGAGCAGCCGGACGUAGAGCUGGUCGCUGAUGCUGAUGGCUUCUACAAGCUCGGCAAAGGCAAGGUCAAGUUCAUCGAGCUCGAUGCCGAGAAGAUGGGCGAUGUUUUUGCCGCGCAGGCAGAAUCGUUCGAUGCGGUCUGGAUCUGUGAGGCACUGAGCCACUUUCCCAACAAGGCAUUGUUCUUCGAAAACGCGCAGAAGGUCUUGAGAAAAGGCGGCAGGCUUGCACUGGCGGACUGGUUCAAGAAUGAAGAUCUAGCUCAAUCGGAUUUUGAUAAUGACAUCAAGCCCAUAGAAGACGGUAUGCUUCUACCUCCGCUCUGCACCCAAUCAGAUUAUACAAAGUUUGCUGCGGCAGCCGGGCUGGAAAUAUAUGGCGGUCCGAAAGACAUUAGCCGGGAUGUGAGCAAAACUUGGGACAUAUCAUGGUCGCUUGUUCAAAAUCCAUCACUGUGGGCGUUUGCUUUGAGCCAAGGCAGAGACGGCAUCGCAUUUCUCCAAGCUUUCCGCGCAAUGCGGAGAGGGUACGCCAACGGCAGUUUCAGAUAUGCCGUGAUGGCCUUCCAGAAAUAA